Messenger RNA from Colletotrichum destructivum, 2562 nucleotides. RefSeq names its product Putative cation/H+ exchanger, cation/H+ exchanger, CPA1 family. Lineage: Eukaryota; Fungi; Ascomycota; Sordariomycetes; Glomerellales; Glomerellaceae. The transcript has 5 exons. The record is from RefSeq and is a predicted model, not a curated record. Gene Ontology annotation, molecular function: potassium:proton antiporter activity; sodium:proton antiporter activity. Gene Ontology annotation, biological process: sodium ion transport; potassium ion transmembrane transport; proton transmembrane transport. Gene Ontology annotation, cellular component: fungal-type vacuole membrane; early endosome; late endosome. Bases 357 to 2378 code for a protein of 673 amino acids.
GCCAUCCGCCGCUGGCUAGUGGCUGGCUUCUGCCGUAGCCUGCAUUUGUUCAUCCAGUGGACACCUCUACGAAGUCGGAGCCAGCCUAGUAUUCUUUGCAUUGGCAUUGAAGCCUGUCGACACAUCUCGAAAGCUGCCUUCCACCCUCGUCGCCAGUCCACGAACUCCCGUCGAACCGACUCCCCCAUCUUUCACUCUGCGGCGUCCGACGAGCCGGUCUGUUCAUGAUCGUCAUUCAUCGUUUUCGGAGCUCACGCGCGAGCCGCUGGCCUGCCUGCCGCUUCCCCCUCCAUUCUGGAUCUUACUCCGUCGCCAAUCCGUGAAAGCCGAAACCGCCGCAAACCCGCAAUCUCAACAUGGUAUCGGCGACGGAUAUCGCCGGGGCGACCCUGCGCCUUGUUCAACGCGCCGCCGAAGAAGGCGACCCGGAGAGCUCCGAUGGGUCCCAAAAGGAGAUCUUCGCUGCAUGGGCGCUGUUCAUCUCCAUCAUGCUUCUCAUCACCGCUUUCCUGACCAGCUACUUCCUCCAAGAAAGAAAGAUUGAGGCCGUACACGAGACCGUCAUCUCCAUCUUUGCAGGAAUGACUGUCGGCCUUCUGCUGCUCGUGACCUCUGGCGAUUCGAUCCGAAACCUCAUCAGCUUCGACUACCAAAUCUUCUUCAACCUACUGCUUCCUCCGAUCAUCCUAGCUUCGGGCUACGAGCUACAUCAGGCCAAUUUCUUUAGGAACAUGGGUACCAUCUUGACUUUCGCUUUCGCCGGGACGUUCCUAUCGGCUGUAGUGAUCGGUCUCAUCCUCUGGCUUUACGCCUUGACGGGGGUCGAAUCCAUCAGCAUGUCGUUUGUCGAUGCUAUUUCUGUCGGCGCGACUCUGUCGGCUACUGACCCUGUGACGAUUCUGGCCAUCUUCAACUCGUACAAGGUUGAUCCCAAACUUUACACCAUUAUUUUUGGGGAGUCGAUUCUUAACGAUGCCAUUGCUAUCGUCAUCUUCGACACGGCUCAGAAGUACAAGAAAGGUGACGCGUCUAAGCUUGGUUUCUUGAGCUUUUUCGAGGGUAUCGGCAUCUUCUUGAUCGUUUUCUUCGGUAGUAUGUUGAUCGGUGUGGUUGUGGGCGUUCUAAUGGCGCUGCUUCUGAAGCUCACAUACAUUCGACGAUACCCCAAGAACGAGAGCUGUCUCGUUGUGCUGGUUGCAUAUGCCACCUACUUCUUCUCCCAUGCCAUUCACAUGUCCGGCAUUGUAUCUUUGCUGUUUUGUGGCAUUACAUUGAAGCAUUACGCCUAUUUCAACAUGUCUCGGCGAACCCAGCUUACGACUAAGUUCAUAUUCCAGAUUCUCGCUCAGCUGUCUGAGAAUUUCAUCUUCAUUUACCUCGGGCUCGCAUUGUUCACGGAUAACGCCUUGCAAUUCCGACCUCUACUCAUUAUCAUCACCGUCUGCGCAGUCUGUGCCGCGCGAUGGGUGGCGGUGUUCCCCUUAUCCCGUCUCAUCAACUGGGUCAUCCGUUACAGGGCCCGUCGAAGAGGCGGAGACGUGAGCGAUGAGCUUCCCUAUAACUACCAGGCCAUGCUAUUCUGGGCUGGCCUGCGCGGAGCCGUCGGCGUUGCUCUUGCGGCAUUGCUCACUGGCGAGAACUCGUAUGCCUUGAAGGCCACGGUUUUGGUGGUUGUGGUGCUUACCGUCAUCAUCUUCGGUGGCACAACGGCGCGUAUGUUGGAAAUCCUCGGUAUCCAGACCGGGGUUGUAGACGAGAUCGAUAGCGACGAUGAGUUCGAUAUUGAAACGUUCAGCGGCGGUCAGUAUGCUAAGCGCACCGGCACUGGUAUUGGCUACACUCCCCGACGGAAUGGCAGCCUGUCGCUGGACAACAUUGGGUUGCGCAACGGCGCACGGCCACCCGUGGGAGGAGAGCGCAGUAGUUAUGUGUCCGGCUCACACUCGCCAAAUCCGAUCAAGAGACAGUCGAGUCACAGCCGCAAGAACUCCGAGGUCGAGAGGACCGAUCUCUUGGGCCGCAGCGGCAACACGACGGAUUCGGACUUGGAAAGCGACAUUGACACGUCGGACCUCCCGCCCCCGGCGCGUCGGGAACCUCGCCGGAGGAGCCCCACAAUCACCGGCGCGUCGCAAUCAUCAGCGACGUCGGGUGGCCUUCUCGCGCAAACCGAACCCGUGGGCGCUGUGGCCACGGCGCCCCAUCACGUCUCGGCAACGUCUGCCAUCAGACAACUCUUCAGCCAUGGCGCCGAGGAUGCGGCGGGUCUGUUCAGGCAGCUGGACGAGGACUACAUCAAGCCGAAGCUGCUGCUCGACGGAGGGAGCAGCAGCCGGGGGAACGGCUCCGGUUCAGGCCCGGGCCCGGGCCAGGUUUAGCUUGAUAGUAUUGACCGAUGUGCUAUUUAAGUGUCGAUGGGUUUCUUGCAAAUGCCAUUCAAAGGCGGUUGGGUUCCCUUUAAAAUCGGGCAGUGUAACGCACUCCUGGGCGAUUCUGGGAGGCCCAAGCAUGACGGCGGCGUUCUGGGUGUAUAUCAAUAGAGCUGGGUUCUUUCCGAAAGAC